This is a messenger RNA of Debaryomyces tyrocola, 345 nucleotides long. The record is from the annotation of a GenBank genome assembly. Lineage: Eukaryota; Fungi; Ascomycota; Pichiomycetes; Serinales; Debaryomycetaceae.
AUGUCAAUCAAAAUUGCAGUUACUGCAGGGGCACUAGCAGGUGCAACACUAGCAGUUGUUAAUAACAAAGAAAAUGUCUUGAAAGGGGCAGAAUAUGUUUUACAAAGAGGAGCUGAUUUUUGUAAGCAAAGAUUAGAGAAGGCACAAGAAAUGAACAUGCACUUUGCUGAAAGUCACGAAGAUAGUGCCUUUGCCUCAGGCUAUUCAUAUAGUGAAAAUGGGGAUUCUACGGGUAGCGAUACACCUGACGAAAUGGAUAGUGACAGGGAUUAUGCUACGACUCCGGACGUAUCUGAUAUGUCGGACUCUUCAGACGAAGAACUCGAUAUGAUUAGUUUGGAUUAA